Messenger RNA from Callorhinchus milii (elephant shark), 6776 nucleotides. It is a transcript of the gene atp8b4, whose product is annotated as ATPase phospholipid transporting 8B4. The transcript has 30 exons. NCBI's taxonomy places the organism in Eukaryota, Metazoa, Chordata, Chondrichthyes, Chimaeriformes, Callorhinchidae. Gene Ontology annotation, molecular function: ATP binding; ATPase-coupled intramembrane lipid carrier activity; ATP hydrolysis activity. Gene Ontology annotation, biological process: phospholipid translocation; Golgi organization. Gene Ontology annotation, cellular component: plasma membrane. The coding region runs from base 496 to 4074 and encodes 1192 amino acids. The record is from RefSeq and is a predicted model, not a curated record.
GAGAGAGAAGGGAGGGAGGGAGGGAGAGGGGUGGGACGAUCCCGCGAUGUGGAAAUAGUUCAUCCUUUGGCAGUUCUGAAAUCGCCCUCUUUUUCACCCCCCCCUCCCCCCCCCCAACAAAACCCCAGAGCAACACAGAGAGAGAGAGAGAGAGGACUUCUUCUCGCGAGUGACCCUCCGGCAGCUCAACACCGCUGAUCUGAUCAGAUCAGAGGGACCGACACCGAAUGAAUUCAUUUAAAGACCGAGCAAACAGCGAGUGGAUCACAAGCGAAGCUGAUCGUGGACCGCACUCCCCUCUGGUGCUGUGUGUGGUGUAGUGUUGUGUAGUGUAGUGUUGUGUUGUGUGUAUUUCGGGCAAAGAAGUUCGAAGACACCGCUUCUCCUUGAGCUUUUAUCCAGUCCCUUUUUGUGCAUAUUGGCAUGACCUCAUUGCAGAGCCAUCUAUCCUGUACAGGCUGGCACUUGGGCCCGAAUCAAAGGUAACCGGAUGCUAUGAAGCCUUUCACAAGGAAUAAAUUAAUAGAGGAGGAGCGGAAGGUGAAAGCCAGCAACCGUGAAUACAAUGAAAGAUUUGAAUAUGCUAAUAACCGCAUCAACACUUCCAAAUACAACGUGAUCACAUUUCUGCCUAUUAACUUGUUUGAGCAAUUCCAACGGGUCGCAAACGCAUACUUUCUAUUCCUGCUGAUUUUACAGCUGAUUCCUCAUAUUUCCUCCCUGUCCUGGUUCACAACGAUAGUGCCUUUAGUGUUAGUGUUGACUAUCACAGCAGUCAAGGAUGCUACGGAUGACUUUUUUCGCUACAAGAGCGACAACCAGGUCAACAAUCGAAAUUCUCAGGUGCUGAUCGGUGGCAAGUUGCAGAAUAAAAAAUGGAUGAACGUUCGAGUGGGAGACAUUAUCAAAUUGGAAAACAAUCAAUUUGUGGCUGCUGAUCUGAUGUUGCUAUCCAGCAGUGAGCCACAUGGGCUCAGUUACGUGGAGACAGCUGAGCUGGACGGGGAAACCAACUUGAAGGUUCGUCAAGCGCUGACGGUCACCUCAGAACUCGGAUCAGAUAUAAGCAGACUGGCGGAGUUUGACGGGGAAGUAAUCUGUGAACCUCCGAACAAUAAAUUGGACAGGUUCACGGGAACGCUGUCCUGGAAGGAUAAUAAGUAUUCCCUGGACAAUGAGAAGGUCCUGCUCCGAGGCUGUGUGCUGCGGAACACAGAGUGGUGCUUCGGGAUGGUGAUCUUUGCAGGUCCUGACACCAAGCUGAUGCAGAACUGCGGCCAUACAAAAUUCAAACGCACGAGCAUAGACCGAUUGAUGAACACUUUAGUGCUGUGGAUCUUUGGCUUCCUGGUGUGUAUGGGGACCAUUUUGGCCAUCGGAAAUUCAAUAUGGGAACACAAGGUGGGAUUCUAUUUCCAGAUUUACCUGCCCUGGGAUCCGUGGAUAGAAAACUCUGUCUUUUCAGGAUUUUUAAGCUUCUGGUCGUACAUCAUUAUCCUCAAUACCGUCGUGCCGAUUUCACUGUAUGUCAGUGUGGAAGUCAUCCGGCUCGGACACAGCUACUUCAUAAACUGGGACCGCAAGAUGUAUUACGCCAAGAAGGACACCUUUGCCGAGGCUCGGACCACAACCCUCAACGAAGAGCUGGGCCAAAUAGAAUACAUAUUUUCUGACAAAACAGGAACUCUCACCCAGAACAUAAUGGUCUUCAACAAAUGCUCCAUUAAUGGGAAGGCCUAUGGGGAUGUGUAUGAUGAGCACGGACAUAAAACUGAAAUAUCUGAGAGGAUAGCUUCCGUGGACUUUUCAUCCAACCCCUUAGCAGAUAAGAAAUUCAUGUUUUAUGACCACAGUCUGCUGGAAGCUGUUAAACUGGAGGUUCCCAUGGUCCAUGAGUUUUUCCGGGUGCUAUCUCUGUGCCACACGGUGAUGCCGGAAGAAAAGAAUGAAGGAGAACUCUUUUACCAGGCCCAGUCACCUGAUGAAGGAGCACUGGUCAUGGCAGCGAGGAAUUUUGGCUUUGUGUUUCGUUUCCGCACCCCAGAGACCAUCACAGUGCAGGAAAUGGGUAAAUCCGUCACCUACCAGCUCCUGGCCAUCCUGGACUUUAACAAUGUAAGGAAGAGGAUGUCUGUGAUAGUUAGGAAUCCUGACGGGCAAAUACGACUGUACACCAAGGGGGCUGAUACUAUUUUGUUUGAAAGGCUUCACCCGUCUAAUGAAGAGCUGAUGUGUGUGACCUCAGACCAUCUCAGUGAGUUUGCUGGGGAAGGGCUCAGGACCCUGGUGCUGGCCUAUAAGGAUCUGGAUGAGGAUUACUUUGAGGAGUGGUUGAAAAUGCAUCAUCACGCCAGCGUGUCACUGGAUAACCGAGACGAGAAGCUGGCUGCCGUGUAUGAAGAAAUCGAACAGGACAUGAUGUUACUAGGUGCCACAGCAAUAGAGGAUAAACUACAAGAAGGAGUUCCGGAUACAAUUGCCAACCUUUCACUAGCCAACAUUAAGAUCUGGGUACUGACUGGAGAUAAGCAAGAGACGGCAGUAAAUAUCGGUUACUCCUGCAACAUGUUGAGAGACGACAUGAAUGAGAUUUUCACGGUUUCCGGUCACACAGCUCUCGAAGUGCGUGAAGAGUUGAGGCAAGCAAAGGAGCGAAUGACUGGGUCAAGAGAAGGACUGUGUAAUGGACAUCACUCUGAGAAAGCUGAGGCUUCGAAGUUCGAGUCAGUGAUUGAGGAAACAGUUACCGGAGACUAUGCACUGAUCAUGAACGGGCACAGCUUGGCUCACGCGCUGGAAGCAGAUCUGGAUCAGGAGUUCCUGGAGACAGCGAGCAUGUGCAGAGCGGUUAUCUGCUGCCGGGUCACACCACUGCAGAAAGCCCAAGUGGUCGAGCUUGUUAAAAUGUACAGGAAGGCAGUCACGCUGGCGAUAGGGGAUGGGGCAAACGACGUCAGCAUGAUUAAAACUGCACACAUAGGAGUGGGCAUCAGCGGCCAGGAAGGAAUGCAAGCCGUUCUGGCCAGUGAUUAUUCAAUCGCACAGUUCAGAUAUCUGCAGCGACUCCUGCUAGUCCACGGGAGAUGGUCCUACUUGAGAAUGUGCAAAUUCCUCUGUUACUUUUUCUACAAAAACUUUGCAUUUACCCUGGUGCACUUCUGGUUUGGUUUCUUUUGCGGGUUCUCUGCCCAGACUGUUUAUGACCAGUGGUUUAUUACCUUAUACAACAUAGUUUAUACUUCUCUUCCCGUCCUGGCCAUGGGGAUAUUUGACCAGGAUGUGAACGAACAGAAAAGUAUGGAGUACACUAAACUGUACGAGCCUGGGCAGCUCAACCUCUUGUUCAAUAAACGAGAGUUCUUUAUCUGCAUCGCACAAGGAAUCUACACCUCCAUCGUCCUUUUCUUCAUCCCGUACGGUGCAUUUUAUCACACUACAAGAGAGGAUGGGACCCAUCUCUCGGACUACCAAUCAUUUGCUGUUACUGUAGCCACGUGCUUGGUGAUUGUGGUCAGUUUACAAAUUGGCCUUGAUACCAGCUAUUGGACAGCUAUCAAUCACUUUUUUAUAUGGGGCAGUGUUGCCAUCUAUUUUUGUAUACUGUUUGCAAUGCACAGCAAUGGCCUGUUCGAAUUAUUUCAAAACCAAUUUCCAUUUGUAGGAAAUGCUCGGAAUAGUCUGAUCCAGUUUUCCGUGUGGCUUAUCAUAAUGCUGACCACAGUGGUGUGCAUCAUGCCAGUUGUGGCAUUCAGGUUCCUCGUGGUAGACUUGAAACCAACGCUGAGCGACAAGGUCCGUUACAUGCAACGAGCCCGGAGGAAGCAGAGGCCACGCUUGCACCGCAUGCGCAAGGUACAUCGCAACAGCUCCCGGCGUUCCGGCUACGCAUUCGCUCACCAAGAAGGCUACGGUGAGCUCAUCACCUCCGGCAAGAACAUGCGGUUCAGUAACCCGUCAGCGCCCGGCUUACAGGGGAGGUCAGUGUUGAACAGCGCCAGUUGGAUCGAGACCUUACGGAAAAAGACCACAGAGACUGUGAACAGCUUUGGCAGCGACAGGCACCUCAAAGCAUGAGUUGACCAGUACUUGGAGACAGAGCAGAUGGCUCUACCGCUCACUCUAAGCCGUAACCUGCUCUGGGAUUCACGCCUGCAAGGCUCGAAGGGACUGCUCGUGGGACAGUCGUAAACAGCGAGCGUUCGUUUCCGAGCUGUUGCGUAUCAUUUUUUGUAAUACGUAGGGAUGGGUUGCGUCACAAGGUGGGGAUCGUGUCGCUCGCAGGUAACCCAAAGCGUUGGGAGAGUACUCCGACAUUCCCGCAAACAGAUAUCUGAAUGCAAAAAGGUUUUGAGUGGUAAUCUGGGCAAAGGGUCUUGUUGGUGGGCAGGAAAGGGUGAAAGCCACAGCCUUCAGCAAACCUACUGACUGACCCCAAUCAUUCCCAGCUGUACUUUAAAUUGCAAGUUUGUACUCCUUAAGCUGUAAAUAUUUUUGUAACUUUAAAAUUUUUCUAAGAAAAUAAGGAAAGUUUUUUUUUAAAAAAAGAGAAAAAAAUACAAAGAGACCAUGGGCUGGUUUGAAAUCACGCUGCUUAAUUUAAUUGCGAGAUCCCAAGCAACUUUUACGGAACCACAGAAUUUUUAAAUGCACACCAUUUAGUUUUUCUGCCAGAUAAUGUUCAUUUCUUCCUUUCACUGUUAUGUUUUUCGGGGGUGGGUGGGGGAACAGGGUGAAACUCAAUCUGAUUGUAUUCUGCAGCGGAAUGUGACCCCUUUUUUUUUUGCAAUGAUCCUCUUUUGAGGGCUUAAGGUGCCUUUUCGGUUUCCUUCGGGGAGGAAACUGUUUUUUAUUUGAAUGUGCGUUACUGAAAACAAAACAUUUGUCUGUCACCUGGAAACUCUUUGCGUUUUCCCCUUAAUUUUGAGGCCUAAACUGAGCUUUCUCUGUCGACGUACAACCAACUUGCUGCUCUUGUGUGGAUUGCUGCAUUUUUAACACAAGGCGGUUUCUCGAACAUCGUUGCUCAACGACAACUUGCGUUUACACAGUGCCCUUCGCGUAGGUUUGACGUCUCGGAGCGCUUCACAGUAGCGCGGUCGGAUACCAAGUAGGUGGAACGAGGCGGAGGAUAGAGAGAGGGUAACUAGGGUAACUAGUUACUCUGGUCGUUCCAGUCUAUCGGUCUCAGUUGCCUACAAGGGAGAAAUAAACAGGACUUACACAGCUGAAAGAAAUUGGCAGUUAUUGAUCUUGGUUCUGAUGCUGUGUAUAUCCAUUGAUAGAUGUCUGCUUCUCAGUUCUCUCCCUCCCUGCACCCCCUUCGCCCUUCCCCCCACCCCCACCAGCCAGCAAUGCCUCACGCUUCCAUGCUCAGUUGGGAGUAGAGAACUCUUCUCCGGUAUUUCCUCACUGUAAACCUAUCUUUUAUCGCUUUUCCUCAACACUACUACAUUCAGACUUGGCAGCUUUUGAACUUCCAACUUUCGUUUGGGCCCUGAGCCUCAGUAAGGCAUAUCCACCAUCCUCUCCCUUUAAGUGAUUUUAAGAACGAUAUCCUGUCUGUGUCAUGUGUCGAGUCAGUGCCCUUCAUUCCAUUGUUCCUGUUUCUGGGCCUUUUUUGGUGUCAAAUUCUGCCACACUUACAAACGGGACAUUUGCUUCACCUGCCCAUCGACCACAACUGGUGCCUUAGUUGCCUAUCUUCUAGGCCUGAUUUCAGACUAUGAGCAUGGUCAGAAUCUUUAGUCGUGGGCACUUUGUGAACAUUUUACUUGAAAUACUAAAAGAUCACCCUUCAUGUCAUUCAACAGUCCCUCACAGUCCCUUUGGGUUAUACAUACCCUAGUGCCUUGGUGGGGCUGAUAUAUUGGAAUAUGGAGAAAACUUACAUUGUACAAAGGGGGCGAAAGACAAACCAAAGGUGUCUGGCAUGACUUGAAACACUUGAAAUUCGCAUGAUUUGAUAUUGAAAUGUGCACGAAUGGGGUGGUGAAAAGAAACAAGGUUGGAUUUUUCCUGAGAGUUUUCUAUCUUGGGUCCAGACAAAUGGAGAUUUCUCCUGUCUCCGACACUCCUGGCUUUCCUUCUUAGAUGCUGUUCAUUGUUUAAUCACAAAUGAUUUCCCUGCCUACUCCCCAACUCGCCUGCCUUGGAAUACGGGCGGUGAAUGUGUCCACAAAACCUUGAUGCCAUAUCACAAUGAACAACAUGCUGCUGGGUUGCAAAGUUGUCUUGUAAGUGACCUCUUCUUGGUUUUGGGGGUCUACACGUAUGUGCAACGUGCCUCUAAUCAUGGCUCCAAAUCUGGUUCCAGUUUCAUAUUCUAUUCCAAAAAUCCUCUGUCCAAACCCAUACAUCUGUAUGUGCAAUAGAGUCCGGUUGUGGACACUAGACUGGGUAGCUUAAAAAUUUAUCUGACAACUAUAGUACUUGUGAUUGAAUAGGUAAUUUUUAUUUCCAAAUUUAUUUGUCUAUUAUUUUCAAACAUUGGUGCAUUAGGAUUGCAGUUAAUUGGAUCUGGCUUGUCUUAAACAUGGAUUUCCGUUAUUUUCAAAGCUCCGUGGAGAGAAAAUCAUAUCUCAGAGAAUAUUCACAGCUAAAGGUAAAUGAGUCGAGUAGGGGAACAGAGGGGCAUUGUGCAUUAGGCACACUGCCCUUCCACCUCUGGUGCCUGGUGUUGAAUCCAGCACAGGUGGAAGAGUCAAAACUUCCUCUCUUCUGUAGAAAUUCCAAGCCUUACGUUGAAAAUAUUUUUUGCCAGUCUUUUUGUCAAAACA